This is a messenger RNA of Vicugna pacos (alpaca), 3723 nucleotides long. RefSeq names its product fem-1 homolog B (gene FEM1B). Lineage: Eukaryota; Metazoa; Chordata; Mammalia; Artiodactyla; Camelidae. Gene Ontology annotation, molecular function: protein binding. Gene Ontology annotation, cellular component: nucleus. The record is from RefSeq and is a predicted model, not a curated record.
GGGGCGCAAGGCGGCAGCAGCGGUGGCGACCAGACGGGUGCUGGAGUUGGCGGCGGCCAUGGAGGGCCUGGCUGGCUAUGUGUACAAGGCUGCCAGCGAGGGCAAGGUGCUGACUCUGGCUGCGCUGCUUCUCAACCGGUCUGAGAGCGACAUCCGCUACCUGCUCGGCUAUGUCAGCCAGCAGGGAGGGCAGCGCUCCACGCCCCUCAUCAUCGCAGCCCGCAACGGGCACGCCAAGGUGGUGCGCUUGCUGCUAGAGCACUACCGGGUGCAGACUCAGCAGACUGGCACCGUCCGUUUCGACGGGUAUGUCAUUGACGGUGCCACUGCUCUUUGGUGUGCAGCAGGAGCAGGUCAUUUUGAAGUGGUUAAGCUUCUCGUCAGUCAUGGAGCCAACGUGAACCACACCACAGUCACUAACUCGACCCCGCUGCGGGCAGCAUGCUUCGAUGGCAGAUUGGACAUUGUGAAAUACUUGGUUGAAAAUAACGCCAACAUCAGCAUUGCCAACAAGUAUGACAACACCUGCCUAAUGAUUGCAGCAUAUAAGGGCCACACUGACGUGGUCAGAUACCUUUUAGAGCAACGUGCCGAUCCCAACGCUAAAGCACAUUGUGGAGCCACAGCAUUGCACUUUGCAGCUGAAGCCGGGCACAUAGAUAUCGUGAAAGAGCUGAUAAAAUGGCGCGCCGCCAUAGUAGUGAACGGCCACGGGAUGACACCGUUAAAAGUAGCUGCUGAAAGCUGCAAAGCUGAUGUUGUCGAGCUGCUGCUCUCUCACGCUGAUUGUGACCGAAGAAGUCGGAUUGAAGCUUUGGAGCUCUUGGGUGCCUCUUUUGCAAAUGACCGUGAGAACUAUGACAUCGUGAAGACUUACCACUAUUUAUACUUAGCCAUGUUGGAGAGGUUUCAGGAUGGUGAUAACAUUCUUGAGAAAGAGGUUCUCCCACCAAUCCACGCUUAUGGGAAUAGGACUGAGUGUAGAAAUCCUCAGGAACUGGAAUCCAUUCGGCAAGACAGAGAUGCUCUUCACAUGGAAGGCCUUAUAGUUCGGGAACGGAUUUUAGGUGCCGACAACAUUGAUGUUUCCCAUCCCAUCAUUUACCGGGGAGCUGUGUAUGCGGAUAACAUGGAGUUUGAACAGUGUAUCAAGUUGUGGCUUCAUGCCCUGCACCUCAGACAGAAAGGUAACAGGAAUACCCAUAAGGAUCUUCUUCGAUUUGCCCAAGUUUUUUCACAGAUGAUACAUUUGAAUGAAACUGUGAAGGCCCCAGAUAUAGAAUGUGUUUUGAGAUGCAGUGUUUUGGAAAUAGAACAAAGUAUGAACAGAGUAAAAAAUAUUCCAGAUGCUGACGUCCACAAUGCUAUGGACAAUUAUGAAUGUAAUCUCUACACCUUUCUGUAUUUAGUGUGCAUCUCCACCAAAACACAGUGCAGCGAGGAAGACCAGUGCAAAAUUAACAAGCAGAUCUACAACCUAAUCCACCUUGAUCCUAGAACUCGGGAGGGUUUCACCUUGCUGCACCUUGCUGUCAACUCCAAUACCCCAGUCGAUGAUUUCCACACCAACGACGUCUGCAGCUUUCCCAACGCGCUUGUCACGAAGCUCCUGCUGGACUGUGGUGCGGAGGUGAAUGCUGUGGACAAUGAAGGCAACAGCGCCCUUCACAUUAUCGUUCAGUACAACAGGCCCAUCAGCGAUUUUUUGACCUUGCACUCUAUCAUCAUUAGCCUAGUGGAAGCUGGCGCUCACACCGACAUGACAAAUAAACAGAAUAAGACUCCGCUAGACAAAAGUACAACUGGGGUCUCAGAAAUACUACUUAAAACUCAAAUGAAGAUGAGUCUCAAGUGCCUGGCUGCCCGGGCAGUUCGGGCUAAUGACAUUAACUAUCAAGACCAGAUCCCCAGAACUCUUGAAGAGUUUGUUGGAUUUCAUUAAGUGACUGGAUAUGUAAAAUCGUUUAAUGUGGUGCUAAAAAGUAAAGGACUUUAAUCACAGACAACAGAAUUACGUGUUCAUAAAUUCUGCUUUUCUUUCCACCACCCUCCCUCCCUCCCUGUCCUUCCUUAGUUCUGUAUUUGGCCUUCUUGCCUCAUAUGGUGAUUGAUGUCAAAUACACUUUAAACAAAGCCACAUUGUUUAGGUGUAACUAUAAUCUAAGGUGUUUGGAUAUUGGUCACUUACCUAUUUUCCCUUCUUUCUUUUUUUAAGGAGCAUAACAUUUUAUGUGGCAAGGGACAUUUGUGAUUGGAAAUUGAUAAUGUUUAACAAAAAACAGACUACAAAGGUAUUUCUGUUGGUCCCGUGUCAGCCUGUUAUCCUUGCAGCAGUUCUGUGGAUUCCAUGAAGAAAAACAACUAAAAGGAACAUUAGAAGUAAUGGAAUUUCCAAAUGUUCUGCACAUGCCAAACUGCUAUAGGUAGUUUUCACUCUUCCAUUAUUUAUGUGAAGUGAUAUAACACAUUAUACCAUCAGGAGGAUUUUAAAAAAUAUAGCUGCAGAUUAAUCUGAAAAAUGUGCUAAUAAUAGUUACUAAUUUAUAAAGUUAAAUCCAUUGAAAUUGUUGAAUUAUGCUGGGUGGUACACACAAAGUUUAGUAAUUUUAAAGCAACUUUUCAGAGAAUAUUGAUGGACUGUUUGCCUUUAGGCUUGGAUUCUAAAAUUUGUCUCUGUAUUAAUGUAAUCUAAAUUGCAGCAGUCUGCAUCUAACUCAACUCAUAGACAUGUAAACAGAAUGAAUGCUGUGUUUUCUGAUGAAACAAGUUGUCGUAAUAUAGUUACAUGUUUUAUUUCUUGUCCCCUUGUCCCUUUCCUCCUGUGUGGUAUCUUUUAAAAUUGGAAACUACUUUUCCAAGGGCAUUAUUUGUGCCUCCCUAAGAAGGUGUUUAUGACAGGUGAGAAGGAGCCAGGAUAUUUUUAAUUUUUUCCCUUUAUUUAGUCUGUGAUAAGAAGUAGAAAAAUCAAUAGUGUGGUAUAAGGAAUACAAUGUUUUUGAUGAUGAAAAUAAUUCACAAUGCCAUUUUGAAAGAUAUUUCUGUCUGAGAGCAGCAGAUUUUGAACCACAAUGUCGCUUACUCUGACAGGCUGUACAGAAGUUUUGUUUCUUUGUUUUAUUUUCAUGGCAACAUUUUUACUGUCAGACUAAGGUAAUAUUCUGUGAUUAUCCUUUAAGCAUCACAGAAAUUCAAAAAGGGUACACACUUAACUUCUAUUGAUGUUAAAAGUGAUAAAGAAAGUAAAAUUAGGUAUAUCUGUAUUUUUCUCUCUAGUGCCAAAUGAAUGCCUUAGCUACCCAUAGUGCAUGGACUGUAAGUGAAGACCUGUGUCUUUUUUCUUUAAUGAAAAGCAUUAUAAUGAUGUAGCAACAUCAGCUAUAAACAAACAAAAGAAAAACUUGUAAAGUUUCAGUUAACAUUUUAUGUAUGGUUAUUGCUUUGUAAAGUGUAAGAAGAAGGUUGCAGUUGGAUCAAUAUAAAAUGUAAUGACCAAACCAAAAUCAGCACCUAGGGCCUUAAAUAGAGAUACCCCACGAAGUGGAAUACUUUGAAGGAUGGGAGGGGACGGCUGGGGGGACUUUGAAACCCUUCCCCCCCCAGAAUGCAGGAUACUUACACUGCUGCUGUAGUUACGCUUCACGUGUGUUCUUGCUUCAGUCAGUAAUGUUUUGAUGGUAAAUUCUGUCAUGGUAAUAUGCUUCUGUUUUCCUAAUCUGAGGUUUG